GGGGCGAGCAAGGUCAAGCAGAAGUGAAAGAUUUUGGAAGGAAAUUUACUCCUAAAUUCUUGGAUAUAUUUGUUAUAAGACGAUAAUCGAUCAAGAUGUUGGGAAGGGCAUCACUUUGCCAACGAUUUGGCCGCCUGAUCUCUCACAGCGUGGCAAAACAGAAAGCUUUAUAUGCAACAGCUGUGCCUCCUAAACAAUUCCGAUACCAAGAUAUCUUUGAAACCACUGCACCACAUUCGGAACCGUACAAAAAACUCACAGGUGAUUAUGUUUCGACUUUCGAUGUCAAGGGCAAGAGGGUACUACAUGUCCAGCCUGAGGCCCUUACUCUCCUUACCGAGCAGGCCAUGAUAGACAUUGCUCACCUAUUGAGGCCAGGCCAUCUGCAGCAACUUUCGAACAUCCUGAAGGAUCCUGAAGCCUCGAACAAUGACAAAUAUGUUGCUCUCGAAUUCUUGAAGAAUGCCAACAUAGCAGCCAACAUGGUCUUGCCUGGGUGUCAGGAUACAGGAACUGCUAUUUGCAUGGGAAAGAAGGGCCAGUAUGUGUGGACGGAUGGUAAUGAUGCUGAAGCCAUAUCACGAGGUGUUUAUAACACUUACACAAGCAAGAACUUGAGGUAUUCACAGGUCGCCCCGACUGAUAUGUUCACAGAGAAGAACACAGGCACAAACCUCCCGGCACAGAUUGACAUCUUCGCAACACAGGGUGACGAGUAUCAUUUCCUGUACAUGGCAAAAGGUGGCGGCUCGGCAAAUAAGACGUUCCUCUACCAGCAGACCAAGGCACUACUGAACCCUGAGAAACUCAUGACCUUCUUGAAUGAAAAGAUUAAGACCCUGGGAACUUCAGCCUGUCCACCAUAUCAUUUGGCCAUCGUAAUCGGUGGGACAUCCGCGGAGACUUGUCUUAAAACCGUCAAACUAGCCUCAGCAAGAUAUUUGGAUCAUAUAAACACAUCUGGUAAUGAUCUCGGAAGGGGUUUCAGAGACGUAGAACUCGAGGAACAAGUCCAUGCCAUGACGAGAUCGAUAGGGAUUGGUGCACAGUUUGGUGGGAAAUAUUUCUGUCAUGACGUGCGUGUGAUUCGCCUGCCGAGACAUGGUGCGUCUUGUCCUGUUGGAAUUGGAGUGUCUUGUUCUGCCGAUAGACAGGCCCUUGGUAAGAUUACAGCAGAUGGUGUGUUCUUGGAGCAACUGGAAACAGACCCAUCAAAAUAUUUACCAGAUAUAGAUGUCGAAUCAUUUGGAGGUGAAGUACUUCAGGUUGAUCUCAACAAGGGCAUGGACGCUGUCCUGAAAGAGCUGACAAAUUAUCCAAUCAAAACGAGGCUGAGUCUGACGGGGACGUUAGUGGUUGCGCGAGAUAUCGCCCACUCCAAACUGAAGGAGAGACUGGACAAGGGGGAAGAACUGCCACAGUAUGUCAAGGAUCACCCGGUCUACUAUGCUGGGCCUGCAAAGACCCCAGAGGGGUACGCUAGCGGCUCAUUUGGACCCACGACGGCUGGCCGCAUGGACUCUUACGUUGAUCAACUUCAAGCAAAUGGCGGUAGUAAAAUCAUGUUAGCCAAGGGGAACAGGAGCAAACAGGUGACGAAGGCUUGUAAAACACAUGGUGGUUUCUACCUGGGGUCAAUUGGAGGCCCAGCUGCCAUUUUAGCAAAAAACAGCAUCAAGAAAGUCGAAGUUCUAGAAUACCCAGAAUUAGGUAUGGAGGCCAUAUGGAAAGUCGAGGUGGAAAACUUCCCUGCGUUCAUUGUUGUAGACGACAAAGGCAAUGAUUUCUUCAAAGAAUGGCAGGUGGAAUAAGGAGAUUGCUGACGUAGUGAAUACUGAAUACUGAUGAUUUUGAGAUUGGUGAAAAAAGCACUUGGCAUUGGCACACCUGAUAUAUGGAUACAGCUAAGUGACUUUCUUAAGAUCUGUGUGACCAGAAGUUAUUGUCAGGAUACAGGCAAAAUGAAUGUUGGACAUUUAGCAUUCUGUAAGCAUUAUGUCUUUUGCCACAAUCGACAUUUCAUUGACAAGAUGAUUCACUGUUCGCCCUGCGAUUAAAAAUCAGACUGCAGAUAGGUAUCUUGUGUCUGUGACUCAUGUUUGCCCUGGGAGCCUGCCCUAGUGUUUAUUCAUGACAAAAUGUUGAGGAUAACACUCGGAUUCUGUGGCAGUCAGUUAUUGAGACCAGCAAUUUUGAUCCUCACCUCUAGGUUGAAGCAGCCAAUAGCAGUACAACCCACCAUAUGUGAUAGCCAGUGAAGUUAAGAAGCAAUACUGGGUGGCGAGGCUCAGUUAUGAUGAAGACAAUUGUGAUCACUCCAACUAACUUUGCCAACAAAGUUGUUUAUGACCACGAUGCAGCACUUGAUGUACAGAUAGCAGACGAAGCUUUAUUAUGUUAGUGUCAGUUAGGUGGCGUCAUUCACCAAUCGAAUCGCUCUGAUGAUUCUGAUUGGCUGCCUGAUUAUAGUGGCAGCGUUUGGCAUAUAAUUCAUAUCUUCUGUUCGGGGUGGUAGGCAGACAGACUGAGUCAAUGCUGAAAUUUGUUAGUUGCCAAUUUCGUUAGUUAUAAUUAGGCUGUACGGUGCUUUCGACAAAUUGCCAUAGAGUUCAUUUAAAUGUGCUUAUAAUAAUACAUGUAAUGUGAACUAUAUGAUCCAAAUUCUCAAUUUCCUUUGUUGUGGACGUUACAAGGGGUUAUCACUUGAUUUUUCGAGUUUUCAAAGGAUUUUCUUCGAAAAGAUUAUCAAAUAAUGCUACAGUCCCUUUACUCUUGCAGUGAUAUCCCGGUAAAUCAAAUGUAUUAUGUCAUCAUUGUAUGCUAGUUGUACAAUAUAACUUAUAUGUAAAUAAAUAAAUGAAAUUGUUA
This is a messenger RNA of Lineus longissimus, 2868 nucleotides long. RefSeq names its product fumarate hydratase class I, aerobic-like. The record is from RefSeq and is a predicted model, not a curated record. Bases 96 to 1811 code for a protein of 571 amino acids. Gene Ontology annotation, biological process: generation of precursor metabolites and energy. Gene Ontology annotation, molecular function: fumarate hydratase activity. The transcript is spliced from 13 exons. Lineage: Eukaryota; Metazoa; Nemertea; Pilidiophora; Heteronemertea; Lineidae.